GUUUGGCCUCGCGAUGCGGGCCCGUAUCCUGUGGGAGGCGGCUCGGUGCCUGCGGUCCCGCGGAGCUCUCGUCCCGGCCCGCCGGUCCCUAAGCAGCGGAAGCCCGCCGCUGGAGGAGCUGUUCGCCCGCGGCGGACCCUUGCGGGCCUUCCUCGAGCGCCAUGCAAAGUCUGAAGUCCAGUUGCAGGCCAGGGGGCCCGAGCUGGCAGUGGUGGCCAAACUGCUGAGCGAGAAGGAGCUGGAGCUGCGGGAGACCGAGCACUUGCUGCACGAUGAGAAUGAAGACUUAAGGAAGCUUGCAGAGAAUGAAAUAACUUUGUGUCAAAAAGAAAUAACUCAGUUGAAACAUCAGAUUAUCUUACUCUUGGUUCCCUCAGAAGAAACAGAUGAAAAUGAUUUGAUCCUGGAGGUAACUGCAGGAGUUGGGGGUCAGGAGGCAAUGCUGUUUACUUCAGAGAUAUUUGAGAUGUAUCAGCAGUAUGCUGCAUUUAAAAGGUGGCAUUUUGAACCUCUGGAAUACUUUCCAAGUGAAAUAGGUGGCCUGAGACAUGCAUCUGCCAGCAUUGGGGGUGCAGAGGCCUAUAAGCACAUGAAGUUUGAAGGAGGUGUGCACAGAGUGCAGAGAGUGCCAAAGACAGAGAGGCAGGGCCGCAUCCACACGAGCACGACGACUGUAGCGAUUUUACCCCAGCCUGCCGAGAUUCACCUCGUGAUUAAUCCUAAAGAUCUGAGAAUUGAUACUAAGCGAGCCAGUGGAGCUGGAGGCCAGCAUGUAAACACCACGGACAGUGCAGUCCGGAUUGUUCACCUUCCAACAGGUGUUGUUUCUGAAUGCCAACAAGAGAGAUCUCAACUGAAAAAUAGAGAGAUGGCUAUGAAAAAGUUACGUGCAAAGCUGUACAGCAUGCAUCUAGAAGCAGCAGCAAGUAAAAGAUACAAUGCUAGGAAGAUUCAGAUUGGAACUAAAGGAAGGUCAGAGAAAAUAAGAACGUAUAAUUUUCCACAGAACCGGGUCACAGAUCACAGAAUAAACAAGUCACUUCAUGAUCUUGUAACUUUUAUGCAAGGAGAGUAUCUACUAGAUGAACUUGUACAGUCACUAAAGGAAUAUGCUGAUUAUGAAUCCUUAGUAGAAGUUAUUUCCAAAAAAGUUUAAAUUGAUUUGUUGAAGCCUUUUAUCACUUACAAAAAGGCUGCUGCAGCAGAUCGCACUGUGUGUAAAUACUCGCCAAUAUUCUCUUGAAAAACAUAGGUUAACACAGUUGAGAAUAAUAUCCAUAUUCUUAUUAUGACAGAUAAUUUAUAUAAAUCUCUUUCAAUGUAUUAGUAAAAAACAUACAAUAUAAUCAUGACUGGUUGUAAAUCUUGGACUCUGUGUGAUCUCAGAAGUAGACAAAAAAAUAGUCUGUUGUUUUAUGUAAAAUAUUUAAUGAAUGAUUAAAAAUUUGGUUUACUGUAACUUUCUAUCAUGGAUAACUUCAAACAUAAAAGAAAACAGGUGUAUGACAAUAAAUAUUGUAUUAGCGUCCAGUUAGGAAACAAACCACAUCGGUAAUAUGAACAGGGAAUCCCUCGGUGAUGCAAACAGUUAACACAUUCAGCUCCUAACUGAAAGGCUGGAGGUUU
Trichechus manatus latirostris (Florida manatee) is the source of this 1626-nucleotide messenger RNA. It is a transcript of the gene MTRF1L, whose product is annotated as mitochondrial translation release factor 1 like. The transcript is spliced from 7 exons. The coding region runs from base 14 to 1156 and encodes 380 amino acids. Gene Ontology annotation, molecular function: translation release factor activity. Gene Ontology annotation, biological process: translational termination. NCBI's taxonomy places the organism in Eukaryota, Metazoa, Chordata, Mammalia, Sirenia, Trichechidae. The record is from RefSeq and is a predicted model, not a curated record.